GAAGCGUUUUCUGUCUGUGCCAUUCGCUGAUAUUCACAAGUUAAGUUUGUCUAACAUAAAUGUUUUACUCAGAGUUUCGCUCUGUUUCAAAACAUCAUCUAACUAUUUUAAGUGUUAGCUUAGUGAACAAGUCUGACUUGCCUGGCUGGAUUCUACAGGGACUCUUUCACUUCGGUCAGUUUUAACUUGGACCUUAGUGAAUGGGAAAUCCCUACAUCUCCAAAAGUUUCUAGUUUCGUUUCAUUAGUUAAAACGCUGUGUAACCAUAGCUUGCUGCUAUCAAUGGCUCCUAAGAAGAAAGCACUGCCUUGCCCUCUGCCUGAAGGAUGGAUCCUGACAGACACAGAAAAAAGAAAGUGGCGUCUCGGCAAAAUCAUUGGGAAAGGAGGAUUCGGACUCAUUUACCUGGCUUCAGACCAUGUGGAAUCACCUGUGACAGAGGAUACCGAUUAUGUGAUUAAAGUUGAAUAUCAUGAAAAUGGACCUCUGUUCUCAGAGCUGAAGUUUUAUCAAAGAGCAGCAAAACCUGAAAGCAUCAGCAAAUGGAAGAGAGUCAAAGGACUUGAUUUUUUGGGGAUCCCAACCUACUGGGGCUCUGGACUCUCCGAACAUAAUGGAAGAAGGUACAGGUUCAUGGUGAUGGACCGCCUGGGCACUGACCUGCAGAAGGUGUUUGUGGAAAACUCUGAACAGCUGAAGAAGCAGACAGUGUUGCAGUUGGGUUGCCUCAUGGUGGAUGUCCUGGAAUAUAUUCAUGACAACGAAUAUGUCCAUGCUGACAUUAAGGCUGCCAAUCUCUUACUGGGUUACAGAGACCCAGACAAGGUGUAUUUGGCUGACUAUGGUCUAUCAUACAGAUACUGUCCUAAUGGAGAGCAUAAAGACUACAAAGAGAACCCAAAGAAAGGACACAAUGGCACGAUUGAGUAUACGAGCAUUGAUGCUCACAGAGGUGUAGCCCCAUCCAGACGAGGGGACCUGGAGGUGCUGGGCUACUGCCUGCUCCAUUGGCAGUGUGGAACUCUCCCCUGGCUGUUAAUGCUCAGGAAUCCAGUACAGGUCCAGGAGGCCAAGGCCAAGCUCAUGGAUAACCUACCAAACUCCGUGAUCCAAAUGUCCACCCCUGGUAUCAGUCUAGCCGAGAUAGCCCAGUUCCUGCUUGCUGUGAGAACGUUGGGCUACAAAGAAAAACCAGACUACGAUGCUCUGAGGAAGGUACUAUCACAUGUCAGGCCCCGAGGCCCACUGGACCUCUCCAGACCGAGAGCAGCGGAGCCAUCCAGGUCAGCAGCAAACAGGGCCCAGCCUGCAGUGAGGUCAACUAAGCCAAAACCUGCGACUUGUGAAGAAGACCUCCAUAAACUUCACUACAGAACCAAAGAGAAAGCAAAGACAGAAGAACAGAAACCUUACAAGGUCAGUUCUGCAGCUGACACGCGUGCGAGGUCUAGGCCUGUUGCCAGUAACUAUGAUGAAGACCAGGAAGACGAAUACGAUCCUGUGCCACCGAGAUUCCACCCCAAAACACGAGAAGGUGCAAGGCAAAGGCAACGACAUGAAAAAUUGGCUCCAGCGUUUGGAAUGAGGAACAGAGACGAGGAUGGUUUGCAAAUGUGGAAAUGGCACGAUAAGACGGAGCGUCAGGAUCUCAGCCCUGAUGUCACUGAACACUGGGGAAGAAAUUACCACUCGUCGGAAGACUACUGCACAAGAACCAGGGAAGGGGACGACUACUGGGGCAAACCAAAAUAUAACUGCUGUGAAGAAACUGUUUAUAAUGAAUAUCAGUUGAAUGCUGAUGUAAACAGUAAAUACUACUUCACACAGAGCAACAGGAACAAUGGACAGAACUCACAAGUCCAACCUUUUAUACAGUGGAGCUGUAAAUUUUAUGCCUACAUCAUUACUGUUGCACUCUUCUUUUUUCUGGUUGGUUUUACUGUGUUUUGAACAUGCUGCUUGGUUUUCAUAUUCCAGCAUUAAGAACAGAUUUUCUUCUCCUGAAACACGGCAGCCAUUUUACAGAGUGGUCAUGGUUUUUGUAAAGCCAUUUUCACUGUGAUGGGCUGAGGAGAGGAAGAAAAAAGAGAAAUUGAGAUUAAAAUGUAUUUAAUGUAUAAUUCCAUGAACUUUUUAAUAAAUCAUGAUGUCUUAAAAGAAA
Neoarius graeffei (lesser salmon catfish) is the source of this 2161-nucleotide messenger RNA. RefSeq names its product VRK serine/threonine kinase 2 (gene vrk2). Gene Ontology annotation, biological process: signal transduction; peptidyl-serine phosphorylation. The record is from RefSeq and is a predicted model, not a curated record. The coding region runs from base 283 to 1950 and encodes 555 amino acids. Gene Ontology annotation, molecular function: ATP binding; protein serine/threonine kinase activity. NCBI's taxonomy places the organism in Eukaryota, Metazoa, Chordata, Actinopteri, Siluriformes, Ariidae. The transcript has 13 exons. Gene Ontology annotation, cellular component: cytoplasm; nucleus.